UUAGCGCGAAGCGUUUGAGUUUUCGAGGAAUAUUUUGCUGUUAGCAUUUGUGUGAUCUAGAACGACUCAGCUUACGUCUAUGGACGAGGACUGUCCCCGACUCGUUGAGGCGUGCAGUUCGCGUGUCCCUGUCACGAUUCUGACUGGCUGUCUAGGAGCUGGCAAGACGACUUUGCUAAAAUAUAUGUUGACAGAGUCUCAUGGGAAAAAGAUAGCUGUGGUUGUGAAUGAGUUUGGAGGAGGUCAACAGACAGAAGAAACAACUUAUCAGCAUGCUCGGAUGCUUUCUCCACCAACUGUCUCGCUACAAAUAUCAUGUCAACACAUCGAUGUUCUUUUCUAAACUCACACUGAUUCUGGUAAGAUGGUUUCAGCAAUGACUUGUAGCCUUUCCUGGAUAAUUCUUGCAAAUAUCUUACCGACAACAUCAAGUAAACUGAUGCCAUGCCAAUUGUCUCAUGACUGAAUUGACUUGAUUGCCACUUAGU
Molecule: messenger RNA, 488 nt
Organism: Corticium candelabrum
Lineage: Eukaryota; Metazoa; Porifera; Homoscleromorpha; Homosclerophorida; Plakinidae
Exons: 3
Coding region: 80-343 (87 amino acids)
Cellular component (GO): cytoplasm
Source: RefSeq, a predicted model, not a curated record